AUGGCCACUCCAUUGCAAUUGCAGUUGCCUCAGCAUGGCAUGGAUAGUGAGGAUUCCGGUCCGUUCCUGGACUUCCGUGCCCUGGAUCCUGUCCUGCCAUCCCAGCUUCAGUAUGUUGCGAAGGCAAUUGAGAUGGAAGUGGUUCAGCUUUCUGUCAUGGCUUGCGUGGACGAUCCAGGUUCCCACUACGCACAGGAGUGUCGUCGAGACAACGACCUUCUACAUCUUCCGUUUGGUGUUCGGUUGAAGGCCGUGUCGAUUCCACAUGGAGGUCUGCAUCCGGUGAAAGGCCUGUCUGGCUUUGGAGAGCCGACGCACAACCUCAUCGUAGAUGUCUGUAUUACGCGAGAGUGUGCUCCCUAG
This is a messenger RNA of Spirometra erinaceieuropaei, 363 nucleotides long. NCBI's taxonomy places the organism in Eukaryota, Metazoa, Platyhelminthes, Cestoda, Diphyllobothriidea, Diphyllobothriidae. The record is from the annotation of a GenBank genome assembly.